Molecule: messenger RNA, 1080 nt
Organism: Anopheles marshallii
Lineage: Eukaryota; Metazoa; Arthropoda; Insecta; Diptera; Culicidae
Exons: 1
Coding region: 1-1080 (359 amino acids)
Biological process (GO): nuclear protein quality control by the ubiquitin-proteasome system; proteasome localization
Cellular component (GO): nucleus
Source: RefSeq, a predicted model, not a curated record
AUGGCUCACCAGGGAACAACGCCGCGGAAUCGAACACCGUUGGCCGAGUUACCGGUCGUACCGGGUGGAACGGUGGGGAAUGCAUCCCCUACGAUGGGCGACACCCCUGCUACACCGCAACGUGCUGUGCUAGUUCCCCGUUUGAUCGACAGCCCUAGAGGGAACAUACCGGACAGCAUCCUGACCCCGACACUCACGCCGGAAGAGAUGAUCACCCGGCUGCGUGGUCGCCGUCGUACACCGGUCGUUUGGUCACCGGAUAAUCGCGAUCGUGUCCCAUUUCCAUCGCCGAUGCAAACGCCACCGAGAAACACGUCUACGAUGACGCUACGCAGCUCGCCAAGGAAGCGAUCGCUAAUGCAGGAAUUUGCCGAAGUUCCGUCCACGAGCGGUGGAUUCUCAUCGUGUUCGCAAAGAAUGCCAACGACUCAAACAUCCACUAACGAUUCUCCCGGAACCAGUGCGAAGAAGCCAAAGGUGAACGAAACGGUCAUGACUCGUCAGAAUGGAACCAUACCAUUGGAGACCAUACUGAAAGGAUAUAGCCCGGACCAGCUGAUAAGCAUGCUCGUGUCGAUCGUGUCCAAAAACGAACAGCUUGAAGGUGCCAUUCGACGUGAGCUGCCUCUGCCGGACAUUAGUCCCCUGGAAGAAGAGCUAAGCCGCAUCAAGAAGAACAUUUACGCAUGCGUCCCGAACGGGAAGUUGUUUAGUCGUACCGAUGGGCAUGGAUUUUUGCGCGCUGCCACCCAUCUGGCCAUGUUCAAGCUAACCAUCCACAGCCAGGCACAGAACCUGUACGCUUCUGGGCACUGGGACGCACUGCUCGAUUACGUGCUGAUGGCGUGGGUGCACGUGCGCGAAACACCCGUGUACAAUAAUGCCAAACAUAAUGCAAUGCGGCGGUAUUGCUUUAAGCUGUUGGCCCACCAUGCCACCAGUGCCCUGAAGCAUGGCGCAUUGGGACUCGGUAUCGAGCGUGUUGCACGGUUCCAGCAGAAGCUUCCCGGUCUGAUAGCUGACUGUCCCGAGAUUAGCGGAUGUCACAAGUGCCUUGAGUACCUUAUGAAAGGACUAUGA